Camelina sativa (false flax) is the source of this 1426-nucleotide messenger RNA. RefSeq lists its product as uncharacterized. The record is from RefSeq and is a predicted model, not a curated record. NCBI's taxonomy places the organism in Eukaryota, Viridiplantae, Streptophyta, Magnoliopsida, Brassicales, Brassicaceae.
GAUUUAAAACUCACAAAUCCUGUCUGAGUUGUCCAAGGGACAUUAUUAACAAAGAGACUAAAUAAAAGGGAUUAUCACUGGCUUUCUUUCUUUCGAGCCUCGUGGGUCCGCAUCCAUCAAUUUUGUCCUUGCACUUUUUUUCCGAUUAUACUAAUAUCAAAACGUCUCUAGCUCCUCUUUCUAAUAAGCCGGUGGUAAUUUAACUUUGUUUGAGAACUAACCGAAAAAAGAAAAAACAAGGGAACCUAACAACAUAUGGCGUACAGGAGAAGGCAGGGGAUCGGCAAUUUUGCCACUUUCAAGGAGGAUCAGCUUCCACCGGAGAGCAUCAAAGAGAGAUCACCGCCAGCUCGAUCCUUCACAACGCGUGAGUCCCCUGCUUUUGACCAACCCAGAUCUAAGAACUUUACGGCAUACGCGACCGAGCCAAAGAGCUUGUGGGGAGUCAUAGCCCACAAAGCAAAAUCUGUGAUUGAAGAUGAUAAAUCUAGUGAUACUACGACCUCAACAACUUCUCAGUCCCGGCGGUUUUCAUACCUAUCAGAUGAAGGUUUCAAGAAAAUGGAUAAUCCCAAGCUUCGGAGAGGGCUGGAUAAGCUCACAUCUUCUCUUAAUCAGAUCGGUGACACUUUUGAGAAAGCCUUUGAGGAAGGCCGAACACUCGUUGAGAACAAAACAGCUGAUAUCAUCCAGGAAACUCGAAAACUUCAAACCAGACGAAGAGGAACUGUUGGUGAAGAUGAGAUUCAGAAUCAAUCUUACGGAGUAAGUUCCUCAUGGAAAAAGUCUCCAGAGCAGCAGCCAAUGCAGUUAAAUCAUAUGGAGCAUGAAACUCAACUCAAGGCAUCUCGCGAUGUGGCGAUGGCCACCGCUGCUAAAGCAAAACUCCUCCUCCGUGAGCUGAAAACUAUGAAAGCAGAUCUUGCAUUUGCGAAAGAGCGUUGCGCUCAGCUUGAAGAAGAGAACAAACACCUGAGGGAGAAUCACCGUGAGAAAGGAAACAACCCUGCAGAUGAAGAUUUGAUUCGGCUCCAGCUGGAGAGCCUCCUGGCAGAGAAAGCACGGUUGGCUCAUGAAAACUCGAUUUAUGCAAGGGAGAACCGGUUCUUGAGGGAGAUAGUAGAAUACCACCAGCUCACGAUGCAGGACGUUGUGUACAUAGACGAGGGCAGUGAAGAGGUGACAUCUGUUUACCCUUUUGUAUCAACCUCGAUGACUUCUUCACCUGCGGAUGAGGGCACACAGUCUCCGAGUCGAGAGAUGAUUAAAGAGAUCAUCGUAGUCGCUGAAGAAAGCAGUAUGUGUCCAAGUGUGGUUUCAGCUUCUUAAAUUCAUUGAUAUUGAAAUUAUUAUUUAUUUGUUUCUGUCGUGCUUGUGCAUUCACAGACUAUUUUUUGCUACGUAAUAUAAAAGGUGAUUUCAUUCA